Messenger RNA from Anopheles nili, 1153 nucleotides. Its product is annotated as transmembrane protein 68-like. The transcript has 5 exons. The record is from RefSeq and is a predicted model, not a curated record. Gene Ontology annotation, molecular function: acyltransferase activity. Bases 1 to 954 code for a protein of 317 amino acids. NCBI's taxonomy places the organism in Eukaryota, Metazoa, Arthropoda, Insecta, Diptera, Culicidae. Gene Ontology annotation, cellular component: membrane.
AUGGACAUCGAAAGCAGUUCAAUGCCCGCUCUGGGAAGCACAAUGAUUGAUUGGUUUGGUUUGGUGCAUAAUUUAUCGCUACCACUGGUGAUAUUAUUUUUACUGCCGUGGAUGUAUGUGUUGCUGAUUUUAUCAUCUGUUCCGUACCUGCAUCUGUGCAACUUCUUUCGGUUGCGGUUUUGGAAGCACAUCCAUGAAGAUGAAUUCUGGAACCAUGCCCGAAGGAUGAUGGCCUUCGUUUGGCAUUUGCACAGUAAAGUGUUCCACGGAUACGAGGUGAUUGGGUUGGAAAAUUUGCCCGAAAAUGGACCUGCAUUGCUAAUCUAUUAUCACGGUGCAUUGCCCAUCGAUAUGUACUAUCUAACGGCCGCAACGAUGAUAAAACGGAAUCGUUUGAUCCACACCGUUGGUGAUCGGUUUUUGGAUCAAAUUCCUGGAUGGAAACUUGUCUCUAGAGUAAUGAAAGUUACGUCCGGUUCGGCACAGUCAUGCGUGGCUACGCUGCAUUCUGGAGAGCUAUUAUCCAUUGCACCAGGUGGAGUGUACGAGGCACAGUUCGGCGAUAAGUCUUACGAAGUUCUUUGGAAGAAUCGGACGGGCUUUGCAAGGGUCGCGCUAGAGGCGCAGGUGCCAAUUAUUCCGAUGUUCACGGUUAAUAUCCGCGAGUGUUUUCGUACGGUGUCGAUAGCAAAGUGGAUUUUUAAACGCAUAUACGAAGCGUUGAAAAUUCCCGUUCUUCCCAUUUAUGGUGGAUUUCCAGUCAAAUUACGUACGGUGUUAGGGAAGCCGAUCCCCUAUGAUGGCUCGCUUACUCCAGCAGCUUUGCAACAAAAGAUCGCCAGUGCUAUCGCAAAUUUAAUUAGUGAACAUCAGCGAGUCCCUGGUGAUAUACUGCAGGCGAUCGGAGAUCGUUUUGAUACAGAUAACAUUUCUAAAAAAGCCGCAAGAUGUUAGUUGAUGAGUUGUUGUUUAUUAAAUAACUAUUAUAUAUGUUUGGAAAUUGCAAUACUCAGAAGGAUUUUGUAAUGCGACUAAUAAAUUGUGUGCUUAUUGUUAGCUAUGCUUAUUGACAUUCAAAACUGUUUUCAACUUAAUAACGGCUACUUUGAAUUUGUUUUACAAUUCCGGUUGCUAUAAUUGAGUUGACAUAUUG